Messenger RNA from Limulus polyphemus (Atlantic horseshoe crab), 1134 nucleotides. Its product is annotated as thioredoxin-2-like. The record is from RefSeq and is a predicted model, not a curated record. Bases 367 to 687 code for a protein of 106 amino acids. NCBI's taxonomy places the organism in Eukaryota, Metazoa, Arthropoda, Merostomata, Xiphosura, Limulidae. Gene Ontology annotation, molecular function: protein-disulfide reductase activity. The transcript has 5 exons.
AAAAUUUACUGUUAACUUUAAAUACAUUUCAAGAACAUGACUGACGAUCUGUUUUCUACAUAUUCUUUAAAAAAUUUCCUACUUCAAAUAUGAAAUCAAUGUUACACAUGGUAGGGGUAAUUUCAAUCACGAUGUGGAUUUCCCAAUCUGAACGUACGUGUAAGUCACGUGACUGAGACACGUAUUAGGAACCUUCUUAAACGCUCGUCUUUGUGUUGUUCAUUUAAGUUUCAGGCCGUACCGGUGUUUAGACUUAGGAGUCCUUUCAGUUAAUCAGAUUCGGUAUUUUUAACAUAAAUUGUUCAAAUCUCCUGUUUUAAAGAAGUAUUUAUUCAGAAGCCUUAAAUUUUUUAUUACUUACCCAAAAUGGUUUAUACUGUAAAAGAUAAGGAUGACUUCAAUGCCAAGUUGGAAGAAGCUGGAGAGAAACUAGUUGUAGUAGACUUCUAUGCAACCUGGUGUGGGCCAUGUAAAGCGAUGGCACCACAGUUGGAAAAGUUAUCCGUAGAGAAGAAAGACACGGUAAUGUUCCUGAAAGUGGAUGUGGAUGAUAAUGAGGACCUUUCCACAGAAUAUGGUGUCUCAUGCAUGCCAACAUUUAUUUUUUUGAAGAACAAGAAAAAGGUUCAUGAAGUUACUGGAGCUGCCAUAGAGAAGGUCAAAGAAGGAAUCGAGUUACAUAAAUAACCACCCACACUUGUCUUGUUUGGUAGUUAUAUCUUAAUACUGGUAUUAUAGCACUUGUUUCUCUUCUAGCAGGAUAUCUACUGGUACUGCUUACAAAAGUCUUAACCAAUGAAGCAUUAUGUAAAUCUUGUUGUGCAUGUCUACUCAAAGCCAGUUGAAAUCUUCUCACUGUAGAUAUUUAUACAUCACGUUUACUGAAUUCUCUCUUGUUGCAGAAGUUCAGGAUAUUCAGAAGCCAAGUGUUAAAAUCAUAUAUUUAAUACAUCUAGAAUUGUUUUUGGUGUGUGGUUCAAAAUUUAGAGAUAUAUUAAAAUCCAGUUGUUAUUUGUUUAAAAUGAUCAGUUUUACUUAAAUAGAUAUUAUAAGCUUUUAAAAUCUAAUAAUUUUUAAUAAUUUCUAAAGAUAUGUAAAGUUAUCGCUUUCCAAAUAAAUGAAGUGUGAUUGACA